AUGGGAGCUUGCGUGUCAAGUGUGCUGCCCUGCAAGAGCAGCUCUUUGAUGGGAGAGGUUGAAACUGUACAGUCGGAGAAGAUGGCAGGUCGCGUUCCUGGCGUCACGGUAUCUUUGGAGGCUGUUAAAAUGGACAUUGCGGAGGAAGCUGGCAGUCCCAGUCCUCUUCUAGAGGCAGUGAUGGCCGGUCGUAUUUUGGAUAUGGAGCGAGCCCAGGCAAUUGCCAGAGACAUUGCGAAGCCGGACUACACCAUUGGCAAGUACUUUCAGGACCUGAUGGCCACUUUUCCAGAGCUGCAUUUGUUUGGCCUUGAGGGGAUGUCUGUUGACACGCUGGAGUUCAAACGCGAUGUCCUUUAUGGCGGACGAGUGGCCGGAGAUGAGUUCCAAAGAACCAUUGGAGCAUUCUUUGCCAUUUACUGGCUAUUGCGUUCGAGCAUUGAUGGCAAGCACGGGUUUUGUCAUGGGGUCGAUGACUCCUGGAGGCCAUUGCCUUCACGUGACGGUGAGAGCGACAAGUGUCGUGUUUUCUACGGCGAUGAGACGAUAUGGAAGUACUUCCAGGACCUGAUGCUCGAUGCAGGCGUUCUCGUCCAAAAGGGCUCGAAGCUGGAAGUGGACUCCGAAACGACCCUGGCCCUCCUGGUGCUGACCGCCUUGCAUGACGUGAUGAAGGUCAGCUUGUUGCUGCCGGUGGUUCAAAAGGCUGAUGCUCCAUACAGAGGCUAUGGCGAGUCGGAGGUCAUUGCAGACCAUGAUCUGGCAAUUUUUUAUCUCAUCGAGCGCUAUCCGCAGCUGCUGCCAUCGCUGAGCAGUUUGAAGCCCGAGCUGCAGUCCUCCGUGCAAAUGGUGCUCAGCGGCCUUGCCUUCAACAACGGCUGGUUUGUGCAAGCGGAGGCUCCACCAGGAGCAGUGUUGCGGGGAAUCAAGGCUGCAAUCACUUCGCAGAACAAGUCUGAUCGACAAGUCAGCAAGCGAGACUUGAGCUUGUACUUUGUACACUGGCUGACGGAUCUGGCCGGCGCCGAGCCUUCGCCAUUGUUUGGAUGCCUAAAGCUCACCAGCCAGCUUCCUCUUCCUGUGCUGAAGAGCUUCAUGGAGUCGGUGAAGUACAUAGAGCAACUGGCAGAGCGCACCGAGACGGAGGUUAUGGAAAGCUACUUGAAGGAGCCGCCACAUAUGCUCAUGCAGGCCGUGCAGGCUUAG
This is a messenger RNA of Symbiodinium necroappetens, 1206 nucleotides long. The record is from the annotation of a GenBank genome assembly. Lineage: Eukaryota; Dinophyceae; Suessiales; Symbiodiniaceae.